Messenger RNA from Clunio marinus, 360 nucleotides. The record is from the annotation of a GenBank genome assembly. NCBI's taxonomy places the organism in Eukaryota, Metazoa, Arthropoda, Insecta, Diptera, Chironomidae.
AUGAAAAAUAUUUCACAUAGAGUUUCGAACAUGAAACCAGCGAACAAACAAAAACAAGAAAAAAAAACUAAAGUGCAGGAUUGUGCACGUAGAACGUCUCAAAGGACCUCAACUGACUCGACACGUUUCAUGGAAAUGUCUCUUGCAGCUUUGUUCUACAACAUCAUCGUGGUGAACCCACCAGAACUCAGAAAGUAUUCUCAUAAAGCGCAAUUGGAGUCAUCCACAUCACUGAUUAACUCUCGCAAGAUAAAUGAGAUCACCAACAUUAUCAACAACAACAAUAACAGCAACAUCAACAUAAAAAAUGUGAAAAGGUUGAAAACUUCCCUAGCAACUUCUCAAACUUAUUUAGAUUGA